UUUGAAAUGAUGGAAAGGCCUAAAAUUUGGAAUGCUGUGGAAGUCUGGAUGUUCGUUGAUCCUGUUGCUAACAACGAUUGCGUCUCUGGACGCGAUGAUGGAGGAUUUUGUGGAGGAUGAAACGACGACGACCAGCGAUGUAUCAAUGAACUCUUCCACGGUGUCGUUCACAACGAUGCCAAGCUCGGAGAAGACGACGGCAACGACGGUGAAUUCGUCGAACAUUGUAAAAAAUCCGGACGAAGAAACUAUUCAAGACUCGUCCCACGCAUCCUCGCCUUCUUCUGACACCGUUUGGGAGUGUCCAAAUAUUACAAAAGCAGGCGUCGAGUGCUCUUGCGACUUUCCACACACGCUAAGAUGCACUGGUGAUAGAACCGCGUUGCAGACCAUCAGCAGAUAUCUGAGAUACAGUCGUCCAGGAACAAUAUCUCUGUUGGAUGUAACAGUGUCUGGGAUCUCCCUAUUACCAGCUCGUUUUUUGGAAAAUAUCGCCCUCCAUGGACUCGUGGUAUCCACAGGAGAAUUGAGACGUGUCCAUGAAAAUGCUUUCAUUGGUCUCAUAAGACCCCUUCAGGCGCUUGGAUUGCCGAAUAAUCUGUUGGAUUCCGUUCCAACAGCUGCUCUGUCGCAUCUGAUUGGAUUGGAAAAAUUGGAUCUGUCUCAGAAUAAACUGAAAACUUUAGAAGCUGACUCGUUCAAGGGCUUGUCAAAUUUGACGUACUUGGAUUUAUGCGAUAAUUUAUUGUCUCAAUUAUCACCGCAAGCUUUCGCCUCGUUGCCCUCGUUACGUUCUCUGAGAAUGCGUGGCAAUCGUUUAAGCGUGUCGGCAUUGUCAGCAUUGAGGGGUCUGAAAAUAUUGGAGGAGCUUGAUUUAUCGAAUAACUUGUUGCUAGGUCCUAUGGGGCCGAAUCUGCUUCCUCAGAUGCCGCGGUUACGUUUACUCACGGUGUCUGAAAACGAGCUGAUAAAUGUUCAGCAAGGAGCUCUAGUAGGAUUAAGAAACUUAACUUAUCUCAGCUUGAGCCACAAUCAGAUCGACGUGCUGGAAGAUCAUUCGUUCAAAUAUUUAUCGACCCUAACGAGGCUGGAUUUAGCAAAUAAUCGAAUCGUAGCGGUAUCCAGCUCUUCUCUGGCUCAUCUGGAAAAAUUAACCAUAUUGGAUUUGACCCAUAAUUUUCUGCGUUCUCUAACCGCUGACCUAGUGGUACCUUUAAAGAGUCUUCAAGAUCUUCGCCUUGACGAUAACGAUAUCACAAUGGUAUCCAGUGAUGUACCUACCUCGAAAUUGCGACUGAAAAGGCUCUCCUUAGCUGACAAUCCUUUGAACUGUGAUUGCACGCUGCUAGAAUUCGCCAACUGGUUAAGUAAUUCUAGUUUGAACGAGGAGGAUAAGUCUUCGGCUGUAUGUGCGACACCUCCUGCCUUGGAAAACGGUAUACUGACGCAAGUUUCUCCUGGCAGCUUGUUGUGCGGUGAACCAACACCACCGAUCAUGACCAGGGUACCUUUGGCCGGUGCUCAGUUAACAUUGAAAGAAUUUCAUUACGAUAAAUCUACCGGUGUCAAUCUUUUGUGGCACGUAGAACCAUGCACAGAGCGAUACACCUGCGACACCCUGAUUGUUUAUGAAACUGUAGGCGACAGCGAAGUCCAGACGGACUCCAGUUCUCUGCAUUGUGAUUCACGGAUGAUGAGAAAUCCCUGUUCGUUACCUGUGGCGAUACCGGCUUCGUUACAUUUACAACCGGGUCAUAAAUAUCGUUACUGUGUAGUACUACUUGUACCGAGCACUUAUGAAGAGGUUUCCUUAGGCUUGGGCUGCAGUGACGUGAUCACCCUUGAAGAAACUAAAAGAGAUUUACAGCAGGAUCAACAGACUACGAUAUCAAAGCCGCUGUCUUCAGCUUCGGAUACUAAGAUAACUGGGGUACAUGUUAAUGUAUCUGAUCAAGGUUUUCUACACGUCGACGUUAGUUUAUCAAACUCGAAGAAAUCGAAUAUACCUGAAUGCGAAUUGUCUGUUGUCGUCUUCGAUGCUGAAUCCGCGGUGCACAAACAGAAGCUGAAUUGUACGCUAACGUUUGUUACAUUGGCGGUAUUGUUGCCUGGUCGUUACAAAGUUUGCGCAAGUUUAGACGAAGUAAACGAGGAUGAUGUUAUCGCAAACUUUGUAGACGAUCGGGAUAGAUUACGCUGCGUCGAGGUACAAGGAUUCAAGCAAAAUACCGAGAUCAUUGUUUUAGCGAUCAUCGGGGCUGGUUGCGCUCUUCUAAUUACUCUUGCGGUGAUUGGUAGAAGCGUUAUAAAGAGAGUGAAACAUCCUAGAAUACAGACACAGUGCUUUUUACCUGCUCAGGAAUUUGAAAUAACUCAUAAAGCGCAUUAUAUUAAAUUACUAGCCACAACGAAGGUUUAACUUUUACAUGCCAUCAAAUAAUUAUCAAUGUUUCUUAUUUUGUAAAUAAU
Messenger RNA from Osmia bicornis bicornis, 2469 nucleotides. RefSeq names its product vasorin-like (gene Lrt). Bases 32 to 2419 code for a protein of 795 amino acids. Gene Ontology annotation, molecular function: protein binding. Gene Ontology annotation, cellular component: plasma membrane. The record is from RefSeq and is a predicted model, not a curated record. The transcript has 5 exons. Lineage: Eukaryota; Metazoa; Arthropoda; Insecta; Hymenoptera; Megachilidae.